AUGCGGGUGACUUACUUGCUGUUCGGCUCGCUUGCCGUCUCGGUCCUCUGUCCUCUCUGUCCUCCUCAAUGUUCUGAUGGAAGGUGCCGGCAGGGGGACGGAGUGAAGGCAGCCCAUGGGAUUGAGGGACUAGGAUACCUGGACGAGGAUACGAUAGAGCUGAUGCAGAUUUCUAUUCCCGGAAGCAGAUUGCACGCUCAUGAGCUCGACGGGCAGUUCAGCAUCGCUGGUGGCAAAGGAUCGAUUCCUGAGUCAGCAGUGCAUGUGUCGGAGGUGCCUAAGGUUCACCAGCACGUGGUGCUUCCUCCGGUUGGUCGACAGGAUGGGCCAAUGUGCAUGCGUACGUCAACGGUGAAAAAGGCAAAGCCUGAAAGCAAACCUGACGUGUCUGCAAUCACCGAUGUCUUCAAUAAGGCUCUUGAAGAUGCAUUCUCCGAGGCCACAACAGAAAAAAGUGAAGAGGCGCCGGAGGAGGAGGAGGCUGAGCCAGAGGAGGAGCCGCAACAGGAGGAGGAGGAAACCUCGGAAGAGCAGGAAGAAGAAAAGCCACCGGAAGAGCAGGAAGAAGAAAAGCCACCGGAAGAGGAGAAGCAGGAGGAGGAGCAGCAGCAGCAGGAAGAGCAGGAGCAGAAGGAAGAGAAAAGCGAGGAGGUCAAAAACGAGGAGACGGCAGUGG
Molecule: messenger RNA, 676 nt
Organism: Guillardia theta CCMP2712
Lineage: Eukaryota; Cryptophyceae; Pyrenomonadales; Geminigeraceae
Exons: 8
Source: RefSeq, a predicted model, not a curated record